Messenger RNA from Lepisosteus oculatus (spotted gar), 1089 nucleotides. RefSeq names its product RAB28, member RAS oncogene family (gene rab28). Gene Ontology annotation, biological process: regulation of exocytosis. The record is from RefSeq and is a predicted model, not a curated record. Gene Ontology annotation, molecular function: GTP binding; GTPase activity. Lineage: Eukaryota; Metazoa; Chordata; Actinopteri; Semionotiformes; Lepisosteidae.
UAGCUUGCGGUAAAUAUGGCGUCUGGUUGCUUAGCGCUGUUCCGUUUAAUCCUGACUUGAUGAUACUAUUUGUUUCAUAAACGUUACAUUGUUGUUGUUUUGUUUAUAAAGUGCAGUGUUUAUUAAACAUCAUGUCAGAUUCGGAAGAAGACAGUCAAGACCGACAGCUGAAAAUUGUGAUUAUAGGAGACGGAGCCUCUGGAAAGACGUCUCUGGCCACACGGUUUGCACAAGAGUCUUUUGGGAAGCAGUAUAAACAAACAAUAGGACUGGACUUUUUUCUGAAAAGAUUAAACAUGCCAGGGAACCUAAAUGUUACCCUGCAAGUAUGGGAUAUUGGAGGUCAAACAAUAGGAGGGAAAAUGCUGGACAAAUACAUCUAUGGAGCUCAGGGUGUGCUUCUUGUCUAUGACAUCACAAAUUAUCAGAGUUUUGAAAAUUUGGAAGACUGGUUUGCUGUGGUUAAGAAGGUGAAUGAAGAAGCAGAAUGUCAGCCUGUAGUUUCUUUGGUGGGAAAUAAAAUUGAUUUGGAGCACAUGCGAACUGUUAAAGCUGACAAGCACCAACGGUUUUGCCAAGAAAAUGGCCUCAUCAGUCAGUUUGUCUCUGCCAAGACCGGGGAUUCUGUCUUCCUGUGCUUUCAGCGCCUGGCUGCUGACAUUCUCGGUAUAAAACUGAAUAAAGCAGAAAUGGAACAGUCACAGGGUAUUGUGAGGGCAGAGCUGGUGAACUACUCACAGGAGGAGGUCCUAGUUACAAGUUCUGAGAAAUGUCAAACGAGUAGUGAAGGCAGAUAUUGUGAAUUACAGUCAGGAGCCUGUGGCACGGACUGUGAAUCCUCCUCGGAGUUCCAUGUGUGCAGUGCAGUGAACCAGCCACAACCCCUCCUCCAGCACUGGUGACUCCCCACAGGCCUGUUGUUCUCCAGGAACUCGAACUCCAUCGUGAUCAUAUCUGCGGCACAGCAAGAGGUUUCACAAACUGACUACACCAGUGUGCGCUGCAAAGCAGCAGGCAACUUUACUGACUGGCCAUGGUCCAGCUCCUGGACCACACAUGAUAGAAAAAAUAAAGAAAAAUUCGACCUUA